AUGGCUAAACCAGUGGAUUUGGAACUGAAGAAAGCAUUUAUUGAAUUGCAACUUAAAAUGGUGGAGACCAGCGAAAAAAUUCAGGUCAUAGAUUCUCAAAUCGAUGUGCUAAAGCGAGUCCUGGCACAUGUAGAUAUUACUCAACGAGAGAUCAGUACAUUCCCACCUGAUACUAAAACUUAUGAAUCCGUUGGCAGAAUGUUCCUUCUCACUAAUUUAGAUGAAGUCAAGAGCAACCUGAAGACACGAGAGGCUCAAUUAUCAACCCGCACAUCAGAGUUAGAGAACAGUAAACAGUAUUUAGAGAAAAAUCUCAAAGAGAGUGAAGACAACAUCAGAGAAAUGGUACAACAGAGGAAGGAGCAAAGUGACACUAAAGCUAACUAA
This is a messenger RNA of Helicoverpa armigera (cotton bollworm), 387 nucleotides long. RefSeq names its product prefoldin subunit 1. Gene Ontology annotation, cellular component: cytoplasm; prefoldin complex. NCBI's taxonomy places the organism in Eukaryota, Metazoa, Arthropoda, Insecta, Lepidoptera, Noctuidae. Bases 1 to 387 code for a protein of 128 amino acids. Gene Ontology annotation, molecular function: protein folding chaperone. The record is from RefSeq and is a predicted model, not a curated record. The transcript has a single exon. Gene Ontology annotation, biological process: protein folding.